ACGAUCCAACGGUGCGUAGAGAAACCCUAGUCCCCUGGGGUUCUCGUCGAUCUCUUUAUAAAGAGCUCAGAGGUUCGUCGUCCUCCUUCUGAAGCCCUAGGUUCGAUCGGCCGACUCUUCUCCUUCCAUUGAUCUCUCGCACGAGUAAGCAGUUAGCUCUAGCACUCAUGCGUAAGGAGAAGGUUCACAUCAACAUUGUGGUCAUUGGCCAUGUCGACUCAGGCAAGUCGACCACCACUGGUCACCUCAUCUACAAGCUCGGAGGUAUCGACAAGCGUGUUAUUGAAAGAUUCGAGAAGGAAGCUGCUGAGAUGAACAAGAGGUCAUUCAAGUAUGCGUGGGUCCUUGACAAGCUCAAGGCUGAGCGGGAGCGUGGUAUCACCAUUGAUAUUGCUUUGUGGAAAUUCGAGACCACCAAGUACUACUGUACAGUCAUUGACGCGCCCGGGCAUCGGGACUUCAUCAAGAACAUGAUUACCGGAACCUCCCAGGCCGACUGUGCCGUCCUUAUCAUUGAUUCCACCACUGGUGGUUUUGAAGCUGGUAUCUCGAAGGAUGGUCAGACUCGUGAGCACGCCUUGCUUGCUUUCACUCUUGGAGUGAAGCAAAUGAUUUGCUGCUGCAACAAGCGUGUUAUCGAGAGAUUCGAGAAGGAGGCUGCUGAGAUGAACAAGAGGUCAUUCAAGUAUGCUUGGGUCCUUGACAAGCUCAAGGCUGAGAGGGAGCGUGGUAUCACCAUUGACAUUGCUCUGUGGAAGUUCGAGACCACAAAGUACUACUGCACAGUCAUUGAUGCGCCUGGGCAUCGUGACUUCAUUAAGAACAUGAUCACGGGGACAUCCCAGGCCGACUGUGCUGUUCUUAUCAUUGAUUCCACCACUGGUGGUUUUGAAGCUGGUAUCUCGAAGGAUGGACAGACCCGUGAGCACGCCUUGCUCGCUUUCACUCUUGGUGUCAAGCAGAUGAUCUGCUGCUGCAACAAGAUGGAUGCCACCACUCCAAAGUACUCCAAGGCCAGGUACGACGAAAUUGUUAAGGAAGUUUCAUCCUACCUCAAGAAGGUUGGAUACAACCCCGAUAAGAUCCCCUUCGUCCCCAUCUCCGGCUUCGAAGGUGACAACAUGAUUGAGAGGUCAACCAACCUCGACUGGUACAAGGGCCCAACCCUUCUUGAGGCCCUCGACUUGAUUCAGGAGCCAAAGAGGCCCACCGACAAGCCUCUCCGCCUUCCCCUUCAGGACGUCUACAAGAUUGGUGGUAUCGGCACCGUCCCAGUGGGUCGUGUUGAAACCGGUGUCCUCAAGCCCGGUAUGGUGGUCACUUUUGGGCCCACUGGGCUGACCACUGAGGUAAAGUCUGUGGAGAUGCACCACGAGGCCCUUCAGGAGGCCUUACCUGGUGAUAACGUUGGCUUCAACGUUAAGAACGUCGCCGUCAAGGAUCUCAAGCGUGGUUUCGUCGCCUCCAACUCGAAGGAAGAUCCUGCAAAGGAGGCCGCAAGCUUCACUUCUCAGGUUAUCAUCAUGAACCACCCCGGACAGAUUGGCAAUGGCUAUGCUCCCGUACUCGACUGCCACACCUCCCACAUCGCUGUUAAGUUUGCUGAGAUCCUCACCAAGAUUGAUCGCCGCUCUGGCAAGGAGCUCGAGAAGGAGCCCAAGUUCUUGAAGAACGGUGAUGCGGGCUUUGUUAAGAUGAUUCCGACCAAGCCCAUGGUUGUUGAGACCUUCUCCGAGUACCCGCCCCUUGGCCGUUUUGCCGUCCGUGACAUGAGGCAGACCGUUGCUGUCGGAGUGAUCAAGAGUGUCGAGAAGAAGGAUCCCACUGGUGCCAAGGUCACCAAGGCUGCCGCGAAGAAGAAGUGAGCUACCGUAAAUGUCAUGGUGGGAGCAGUAGCCAGUAGUAUGUGAGGUGACAUCCUAGUGUCAGUUUUGGAGAGGAAAUUUCGCCUUCAAAAGUUGUCAGUUUCUUAAUUUUCAUGUCGAUUUCAUGCAGUUUUGAACCUCCUUCGAUUCGCUGAGAGAUGAUUGUGAUUUUGAGAACAGAUUUAAAUUUGGGACAUGUUUAUCGUUUAGCUAUUUCUUUAAAUUGGAAUUAGGCCAUUGUCGUCACUUGAAGGGUGAUUUAUUUUUAAGUUUUGUGACCAAAAUGUUAUGCAGGCUGCUCAGUGGAUCAUCAAGUUUCUUCACUAGCUGCAUCUUCUGCGGAGCAAAUAGUUUUCAUCUGUUUGUUUGGCCUUCAAUAUAUUUCGACUGGAAAAUUUCUUCA
Molecule: messenger RNA, 2268 nt
Organism: Ananas comosus (pineapple)
Lineage: Eukaryota; Viridiplantae; Streptophyta; Magnoliopsida; Poales; Bromeliaceae
Product: elongation factor 1-alpha-like
Exons: 4
Coding region: 168-1865 (565 amino acids)
Biological process (GO): translational elongation; translation
Molecular function (GO): GTPase activity; translation elongation factor activity; GTP binding
Source: RefSeq, a predicted model, not a curated record